AUGCUCUCGACGGCCCGUACGACCACGGGACGGACCAGUCGGACAGCUGUCUCUCGGCGCAAGAGUGUCCCCGCCAUAUUCGUGGGACAGCAGGCCUUGGAUCAACUAGCCCCACUCCCUCCCAAGACAGUCCGAGUCUAUAUCGCUUCAAACAUAACUGAAUUCCAGGACGAGAGAGAUGCGGCCGUUGAACAUGUCUACCCGGCUUUGAGGGAAUACUGCAGAGAGAAACAUGGCAUCGAGUUUCAGGCGGUUGAUCUGCGCGUGUCUGUCUCCUCCCAGGCUCAACAAGAAGAGUUACCCCUCCAUCUCUCCUUAAAGGAAAUCAAGAAAUGUCAAAAACUGUCAAUCGGCCCAAGUUUCGUGGGCUUCGUUGGUCAGAAGUAUGGUAGCAGGUCCUUACCAGAGAAGAUAUCCCAUGGUGACUACGAGAGUCUUGAGCUGAUGCUGACUGAGGCUGACAGGGAUCUAGACUUGCUGCAGAGGUGGUACAAAAAAGAUGAAAAUCACGUUCCCAGCGUAUACGUUCUCCAUCCUCCCAACGAGAGCAACAACAUCGCCAAGGACGAAGCUCAGCAGAAGCUGAGGGCCCUGCUAGCGGAGGGAAUCAUGGCCUGCGUGGAAAAGGGGCUUAUGCGCAACGACACUACUGACAAGUACCUACUAUCAGGUCCGUAUCAGUUUCACCAUCUGUUCGUUACAGUUAUCGAAGAGGAGAUCAACCUUGGCCUUUCGAUAGAGAAGCCGGAUGACCACUGUCUUGUCUUCAUCAGGAACAUAGAAGAUUUGGGGUUUAAUCUUCGACACCACAAGGCGAGCAGGUUUAUCGACCUGUUACCAGUGUCUGAUGAAGGAACUAUGCCAAGGGUCGACGAGGAAUCCUUGAGACGAUUAAAGGCAAUGAACAACGGCAAGAUACAAGAGCGGCUCUCUAAUGACAACAUCAUACAAAUGUUCGCCCGCUGGAGUAACGACGAUGGCAUAAACUGCCGUGACCACUCUCAGUACCUGAAUAAAUUCUGUGACAUCUUUCAGAGCCUUAUGAAGAACUUGAUUGACAGAGCUGUGGUCAAGAUGAGAAGAAUUACCAACCCACUGUCAGAUACCAUCCUAGACCACCUAACCUAUUGCAAGGACAUGUGCAAAGUGUUCCAUGGUCGAAUGGACUUGCUACAGAAGAUACAGGAAUACAUCAACAAUGACAACCGUCUGCCGCUGGUUAUUCAUGGUGCAUGUGGCAACGGGAAGACAUCACUGGUUGCCAAGGCAUUCAGCAUGACGCCAUCUUGGUGUAAAACUGUCCCAGAUGUCAUUGUCAGGUUCGCAUCACAUUUCAGUGGCUGUGUCAAGGAAAUCUUACAUAGUAUUCUUGAACAGUUGGCUUUCUUAAGUUGUGCUGAGGACACCGUUGCGCCAGAAAACCACUCAGAAUUGUGCCAAAUGUUCGUCAGGGAACUGUCAGUUGAUGCCAAGAGGCCGCUUAUUGUUUACAUUGACGGAUUGGACACACUGACUGGGUCGUCUGCACGCCGUCUUGAAUGGCUUCCGCCCAAACUUGGGAAAAAUGUCAAACUUGUUCUCUCCACGAGUCCCGAGAACAACGCGGUUUUGAAUGCGCUCAUGCAUCGCCUUGGCGUUGAUAAGAACUACAUUGAAGUGCCAAAAUUUACCAGCAAGGAAGCAAUGGAUGCAAUGAGGUUUUAUCUGAUUAAACAUGGUCGAACGGUCACCAAUCAUCAGGAGUUUGUGCUUGCAGAUGCUCUGAAAGAUGGCACAUCACCGUUAUUCAUGAAGAUGGUAUAUAACAUAGUCUCAACGUGGCAUUCCUUCACUAAAGUGGACUCAAACCGCCUGCCGACUAGUCUCAAAAUGGCCAUUGACAGAAUAUUUGAGAACCUGGAGGAGAAGUACGAAACUAAAGUGAUUGAACAUGUGAUCGGAACUAUUGCGACAUCUAACGGUGGUCUAGGUGAAACAGAGCUUGAGGAUGUGCUGUCAUUAGAUGAUGAUCUGUUGAACAUGACACACCAGCAUCGCCUCCCUGUUGUGAGGAGGAUCCAACAGAGUGUCCUUGCAUCAAUUUACGACGAUGCAGCAUUGCUAUUCAUGACGAAACACGUGGAUAGCACGCACAUCGUUUGCUGGAGUCACGCAGCAUAUGGGCAAAUCGCGCGAGAACGAUAUCUAAAGCACGAGACUUUGAAUACCUAUUUGAAUUGGAAUGUUGCGGAGUAUUUCAUCGGCACCUGGGGUGGAAAGGAAAAGCCCUUCGAACAUGAUGAAGCAAUGGUUAGGAAGUUUCGCUUCACAAGCUCCAAGGCGAAGUCGGACAGAAAAGUUCCAAAUCAACCUCUGUCCAUUCAGAAUAAGGAUGGAAGCGUCCGGUACAACAUUCGGAAGAUGAGGUGUCUGCCACACCACCUGGCCUCAAGUGGCAAAAUGGAUGAUCUUGACCGACAUGUCCUUUUCAAUUACGAAUUCCUGAAAAGCAAACUGACGUCGAUGUCAAUACAACAUGUACUUGAUGCCCUGAUGUUGCGCGAUUCAACGGAGACUCGUCUGCUCGCAGAGACUAUCAAGAUGGCAAAGGAAGCAAUCAAAGAGAAUAUAGAAAGAUUAGCCGUGGAGAUAUCAGGUCGUCUGCUUCCACUGUUUAGCACCAAUAAGAGUGUCCACUUCUUGAUUCGACAAUGUGACUCCGAGGGUGCGAAAGAGAAUGCUUUCAUUCCGGUGUUACAAUGUUUCCAGUCGCCAGGGGGACCAAUGCAGUACGCAGUCGACCCAGGGUUCGACCCAAAGGCGAACAUCAGCUUUUCCUUAGCUAGAGCGUCAUCAGAGGAGGAAUUGGUCAUUGCAAAACAGACAACGGACACUUGCUUGAAGAUAUGGAAUGUCCACACAGGGGAGGCAAAGGCAGACAUCACCAUGACGGAUGCACCUCUUUAUAGCUUGCGCUACAUGAACAGAUUAAUCCACGUCCUUGGUUGCGAUGACGUGAUCAGUAUCUAUAACGUCGUGGGGGGCAAACACAUUGCAGAUAUCAACAUGGCAGAACACGGCAAGGUCAAGCACAUGGUUGUCUCCAAGGACCAUCUUGCUAUCACAAUUGACAAGGACGGCUUUGAAGGGCCCUUGGUUGUUGAUAUAGAAACUGGCCUCGUCGUUCAGAGAUACAAAUAUCCCGUGAACGUCUGCGCAUUUUCAGCAGACGGCAAGAAUUUGUUGUGUGAUUCAAAGGACAAGGUUAUCCUUCAUGAUAUGAUCAGCUUCGAUGUCAAAAGAACCCUGUCUCUACCCGCAGGAGGACGUGCAAAGCAGUUGAUCUUCCGCAAAAAGGAACUCCAGGCUUUUGUGUCGUUGGAAGGUGACGACAGCCUCUCUGUCUACCAUCUCGACUUCGUUGACAAGAAAGCGGACGGUACGCUUGUCUGUACCACAAAAGCGAAUGUCAGCGACCUGAAGCUCGCGCCAAAAGAGGAAACCAAGUUGCUGUUCUUCAGCGGGCACGUCCUCUACGUGUUGGACAGAGACAUCAAGGAGCAGCCCAAGGAGUUCUCCGAGUUGCCGGACAACUUAAACAUCAACCCAAAGUCCACCUACAAAGAUGCAGACUUUUCCUUUGAUGACGAACUCUUGGUUGCACUACGGGAUAGCUGCAUUGUUGCUUGGAUCAUUGAAACAGGUGUAUUGAUCUGGACAAUGAAGAUGUCUAUCUCCCUCUGCAAGGAGAUCAUAGUGUCCCGGACCCACAAUCGCGUCAUCUCCCUCUCUGGCACCAACAAGAUCCAGGCGUGGAACCUGGACAGAGUCCAUGAAGACAUCGACAGACGCAUUCGGAUGCUGAGUGUAGCUGUCCAGGAUGUACUCAUCGGUGACCUGAACAAAGUGGUUAUUGCCCUGGGACAAGAUGGAGAGGAGAAGCGACACAAGGCGGUCAUGAACAUGAACACAGGCCUCCCGACCAGCAGGUUCAUGUGUGAUGACCUCAUUCUCAAACUCUCCCAAGACGGCCGCGUCCUUACUACGCUCACCAAAUACGAGGAGUUCCGCAUUUGGGACGUGAUCCAGGAACAAGUCAUUCUGUGUGUGACAUUUUGCGGGAAGGUCCAUCGGAUCGUCUUCUCAGACGAUUGCUCGCGGUUGGUGGUGAUCGUGGUGGAUCACCUUCAAGUUCCAGAGAACGUCGCCCAUAUCUACAGCCUGAUGCCGCAGUUUGGUGAGAUAGGACUCGAGCGGCUCGGACAAAAGGAGAUCGUUGGAAACCCGUUUCUGACGCGGCACUCUUCUCUGGUGUUCCUGAAGCUGGUUCAAGGAAAGGUCGUCCUGUGUUUACAUACCCUCUUGAAGGAACGAGAGAUUGUUUACAAGAAAUCUUUGGCAGACUUCAGCAUGCACACCAACACACCCAAAAAGAAGGCAGACGAUAGAUUCGUUGACGUCAGACCCAUGGGCAAGAAUUCUGUUUUCGCCUUGAUCAUCACGGCGAAACUGGAAAACGGUUCACCAAGGUUUGUGGAUGGUAUCAUCGAGGGUUGUCUGAACGAGCAGAUGAGCGCGUAUAUCUGGAACACUGCCAAAGACAUCAUCGUCCACCAUAUUGAAAAUUUCAUGGAACCCUCCUCCGAUCUGAAGAGCAUCAGUAUUGCCCCUAGCGGUGAAUUUGCUAUUGACAACAACCUUAAAGUCUUCUUCAUCGAGAAUGGCUUGAGCCCACUCAAAAUCAGCUGUUCCUCCUUCACAGGAAUGGCAGUCAUUGCAAAAAGCAAAUUCAUUGUCUUCAUUUGCAAAGAAGGCCGAAGUUUGAGAGCAGUGAGGAUAAAAGAUGGCAACACCGUCGCGAAUUUAGAUCUUCACGCGACGGCAACUUGUUUGGACAUAUCAAAUGAUGACGCAACGGUUGUGAUAGGCUGUCACGAUGGGCGUCUCCAGAUAUUCAAACUAAUUGACAUCGAGGAAGAGACCUGGAAGUUGAACAUUAAAGACAUUCCAAGCCGCCAGAUGGACUUUGAUAGGAAGCAGCGGAACCUCAUUCGGAGCUCUCGAUCUGGGCGCAAUCAUCACAGCAUGAAGGCUGCCACCCAAAUUGUGAUGCUGACAAAUCAGGCUCAGUCUAAAGCAUGUAGGAUCAUGUAA
Molecule: messenger RNA, 5133 nt
Organism: Lineus longissimus
Lineage: Eukaryota; Metazoa; Nemertea; Pilidiophora; Heteronemertea; Lineidae
Product: NACHT and WD repeat domain-containing protein 2-like
Exons: 11
Coding region: 1-5133 (1710 amino acids)
Molecular function (GO): protein binding
Source: RefSeq, a predicted model, not a curated record